This is a messenger RNA of Aspergillus steynii IBT 23096, 431 nucleotides long. RefSeq lists its product as uncharacterized. The record is from RefSeq and is a predicted model, not a curated record. Bases 1 to 381 code for a protein of 126 amino acids. Lineage: Eukaryota; Fungi; Ascomycota; Eurotiomycetes; Eurotiales; Aspergillaceae. The transcript is spliced from 2 exons.
AUGAGCGGACAUUUCGCAUCCAUCCGACCGUCCCCGGAUGUCUUCUAUAAUCUCAUCGCGACCUCAGAUUUAACAGCCCUAAUGGAUGGUGGGGAUGCAGAGUGCGAGAAUUGUCACAGAAGGAAGAGCCAACUGAAGUUACAUGCAAAACAUCAUCAUUUCAGCACACAAUGCCGUAAAGUUCUGUGCGAUCUUUGCUUUGAGUACUUUAUCAGGAAUGGCAAGAUGCGCAAUCCUAAGUUGAAUGGCAUUCUGAGCGUACGAAGACAACUACAGCAGGACCGCAAGGCUGGUCAGCGCAUCGCUUGUACUAAAGGUGAUUGCAUGGCAGUCGAGCACAAAUCCGAUCUCAAGAAAUUUGUGGUCAGCAGUGUCACCUGAACCAUCAUGUGCCCUAAGUGCAAAGAUUUUGAGUCCCUUGUAUAUUGCCA